AUGAAACCUAGAAAUUCACAGAGAUCGAAAUCUGUACGACCUUCAAAAAAAUACUCUCAAUCUCGAUUACAAUUGGGAGGUCUCAAUGGAAAUAAAUUGAUUAAAUGUGCCAAAUGUGAGAUGGCCUACUCCCCUACCAAUAUUGAAGAUACGACGGCUCAUCGAGCAUUUCAUGACACGUAUUUGAAAGGUAGAAAAUGGUCCCAGAAUUGGGGUUCUGUAGUCUCUAUACCGACAAAUUCAAUGACACCGCCACCUUCACAGCACUCAUCCAAUGAACGAAUAGUAAUGAUUAGACCCGAUCAUCCAAAGGAAGUUAAUGCAACGUUAGAUGUGAUGAAUAUAGUAAAUAAUGAAUUGCAUGCACCACACGAUGAAAAUUCAUUCUGGGUAAAUGAGGAUGGUAAAGGUAAAGCGUUUCUAUAUAUCAAGGACGAUAGAGCCGUCAGUGCUAUAACAAUAGAACAACUGGAUGAAGGUAGAGGUAAAUGGAUGUUAUAUGAUUCAAAGAAAUUAGUACCCAACGUGACACCGAAAUUUGAACUUGGGAUAUCAAGGAUAUGGGUUUGCAAAUCACAAAGAGGUAACAAAAUUGCAAUGAAAUUAUUGGAAACUGCAAGAAAUAAUAUGCUACCGGGGAAAUCCUAUCAAAAAUGGACAAUCGCAUGGAGCCAACCUACAAAUGAUGGUGGAAAAUUAGCAUCUAAAUAUAAUGCAGUAACACAUAAAUCUGGGAAACUAUUAAUACCUUGUUACAUAUAG
This is a messenger RNA of Maudiozyma barnettii, 762 nucleotides long. RefSeq names its product Eco1p (gene ECO1). Gene Ontology annotation, biological process: mitotic sister chromatid cohesion. Gene Ontology annotation, molecular function: protein-lysine-acetyltransferase activity. NCBI's taxonomy places the organism in Eukaryota, Fungi, Ascomycota, Saccharomycetes, Saccharomycetales, Saccharomycetaceae. The record is from RefSeq and is a predicted model, not a curated record. Bases 1 to 762 code for a protein of 253 amino acids. The transcript has a single exon. Gene Ontology annotation, cellular component: nucleus; chromatin.